AUGUGUUAACAAUAUGCACAUUGUGAAUAUCACAUUAUUUACACUGUUCUAAGUGAAACUAGUUUUUAUUUUUUCUGUCAAUUUUCUUACUGCAAUAAUUUUAUAUUUAAUUUUAAUCUUUUUUCAGUAACCAUCAACAAAACACAUUUGAAGCAAAAUGAAUUCUGACAAUAGUGUGUGUCAAUUUUAUUUGCGAAACAUUUGCCGGUUUGGAGAUGAAUGUUUGAAGAGACAUGAAAAGCCAUCGUGUUCGAAACAUGAACCUUCUGUUCGAACUUGUGAAAUUGCAGCUAGCAGCUAUCAACUCCGAGAAGGUCAUAGCAAUGUUCAGCAGGAAUUGACUGAUGAGCCAACUGCGCAUGAUGUGGCUUUAAAUACCACUAAAGAUGUAAAUAAAAUUCAACCAGAAAAAUGGACAAAUACACCAACAAAUCAAGAUUUAAUCGACCUCAAGAGUGAAAAUGAAAAGCUUGUCAAAAAAUUUAAUACGCUUGAAACAACAGUAAAUACACUUCACGAACAAUUAAAAAAUCAAAAGAAAGAGAAUGCUGACCUUAUUAAUGUGCUUAAUAAAAUGGAGUUACAUGACGAGGAUUUUAAAUGUCCAGUUUGUUUUGAACUAUUUAUUGUGCCAUCACUACUGAGUUGUUCACACAUGUUUUGUGAAUGGUGUAUUGAUAAAAUGUUAGAGAAAAGUGAUAAGUGUCCUAUAUGUCGAAAACAAAUACUCCAGUAUACAUAUUGUUUAAAUACGGCCAACAUUAUUAAAAGAAUGAUUGAACGAAUGCCGGAAAAGGUAAAAUUGAAGUACGAGAAAGUAGAAGCCUCUCGAUCAAAGGAUAAACCAAAAAGUUUACAACUGCGUGCUGAACGUGAGAAACUAGAAUUAAUAAGAAUUGAAUUAAAUGGACACGUCUUUAGAAAUUAA
Messenger RNA from Melanaphis sacchari, 928 nucleotides. Its product is annotated as nuclear factor 7, brain-like. The coding region runs from base 158 to 928 and encodes 256 amino acids. The transcript has 6 exons. The record is from RefSeq and is a predicted model, not a curated record. Gene Ontology annotation, molecular function: metal ion binding. Lineage: Eukaryota; Metazoa; Arthropoda; Insecta; Hemiptera; Aphididae.